Messenger RNA from Colletotrichum orchidophilum, 819 nucleotides. RefSeq lists its product as uncharacterized. The coding region runs from base 1 to 819 and encodes 272 amino acids. Gene Ontology annotation, molecular function: Delta14-sterol reductase activity. The transcript has a single exon. Gene Ontology annotation, cellular component: endoplasmic reticulum membrane. Gene Ontology annotation, biological process: ergosterol biosynthetic process. The record is from RefSeq and is a predicted model, not a curated record. NCBI's taxonomy places the organism in Eukaryota, Fungi, Ascomycota, Sordariomycetes, Glomerellales, Glomerellaceae.
AUGGCGGGCUCCAAAACUGAAAAACCGAACUUUGACUUAAUCAAGCGCGGUGUCAAAAAGUCCAAUGUGCCGGGCACUCUCACCUUCCUUGGCCUACGCGGCCUCGACCCCUUCUUCCAAUACAAGCUCGUCGCCGGCGGCUGGGGCGCCGCUGCCCUCGCCAAGAUUGGCGUGAACACGAUCCCUCUCAACGUUGCCGCCCUCUCCACGACGGGCAUUGCCAUCCUCGACGACCUCCACCUACCCCUCCCGCACCUCAUUCUCCUGGGCAUGUCCGUCGGCUCCUUCGUCAAGCAGGCCUACUGGCUCGUUGGCAUCUCCGCCGAGGAGUUCCCGCCGGGCACCGCCGCCACCGUGAGCUUUUACAACUCCCUCGUCAACAGCGCAAACUCCCUCCUCAUCCUCGCCGCGUCCACCUCCGUGCUCACAUCCCCGCGCGACUUUCCCGGCACCGCUCUGCCGUACCAGGUCGUCCUCGGCAGCGUCCUCUACGGUGUCGGCAUGUUCCUCGAGACCGCCUCCGAGUGGCAGCGCAAGCAGUUCAAGGCCAAGCCCGAGAACAAGGGCAAGGUCAUGAGGGGCGGGCUCUGGAAGCUGGCGCGCCACAUCAACUAUGGCGGAUACGCGUUGUGGAGAGCCGGAUACUGCAUGGUUGCAUCUGGGUUUAUCGGAGGUACUAUUAUGGGUGUGUGGCAGGCGGUGGAUUUCCUCACGCGCGGAGUGCCGGCGCUGAAUGAGUACUGCUCACAGCGAUAUGGUGAGCAGUGGGUUGACUUCAAGAGAGAGGUGCCCUGGGUUCUGCUUCCCGGUAUCUACUAA